Messenger RNA from Stylophora pistillata, 3818 nucleotides. RefSeq lists its product as uncharacterized. Gene Ontology annotation, cellular component: cytoplasm. Lineage: Eukaryota; Metazoa; Cnidaria; Anthozoa; Scleractinia; Pocilloporidae. Gene Ontology annotation, molecular function: ubiquitin protein ligase activity. Gene Ontology annotation, biological process: ubiquitin-dependent protein catabolic process; protein ubiquitination. The record is from RefSeq and is a predicted model, not a curated record.
GGCAAGCCGAUUGUAGCAAUAUUCAAUAAAGGAAUAUUUCAAUUCAAAGAGCCUAUUUUAGUUCAAUUCAACGAAUAAAUUUUGGUUCAAUACGGUAUUUUUUGGUUCAGCAUCCGAUUUUGCAUUCAAUGCGAUUGCUUCUUCAAUUCAACAGCACAUUUUGCGUUCAACAUUUUCCAUUUCGUUCAAAGCGAUUUAUUUUCGUUCAAAGAUUCAUUGCACAGCGGUUGACCGAAAACUCGUCCCCAGUCUUCAUUCUCACUGGCCUUUUACAGCCCGUCAUUUUCGCGCCAUUUUGAAAAACAACGAGCAGUUGUCAGGUCAGAUAUUCUUGCUAUAAAUGGAUCGCUCAUCUCUUACGAAGUUGUCGUCUUGCCUCGGAGAAGCUUCAGAGCUUGUGAAAAAGAUUUUAGACGACGAGAAUGCUAGCUCUGAGACAUCAAGGCCUGAAACUUCAAGUUCUGGUGGAAAUAGAUUGUUUUCAGCGUUGCAAAGAGCGAGGUCAAUGCUAAACUCGUCACAAUCAAGUACAUCUGGUCUUGGCAAGCGGUUGAAUAAGCGUGAACGAUUACGAGCUACCAGUACAGCCAAUGACCAAGGGCAGAGGAAAAAGGCUAAGAAGGAAGACAUGAAAGCGUUCGAGUUUGUGUUGCUGUCGUUAGGUGAAGAGGACGAAGAUGAGUGGACGAUAUCCGACGACAAGAUCAUGCUUCGCGGGCUUAUUCAACUCUCCCCUGAAUCUUCUGAGGCGGAUAUUCGAAGGAAAUUAGGCGAAGUAACGAGGGUUAAAUUCCCUACUGUUACAGACUCUGACUUCGUUUUUCUAAGAGCCAUUAGAAGAAAGCUGUCGAUUCCAGUGACCUGCGAUUCAUUUGCAUACAAGCAGCUGAAAGUUGUGGCUGGCCAAGGUUCCAUUUAUGUCAAGCUCAAACCAGGCUUUGAAUGCCUGUUAGAAAACAACGACAGCAGUUAUGAUGAAUUGUUAACUUCAUAUAUGGGCAAGAAUGAACAAGUGAAUUACAGCCAGUCCAUCCGAGUAUCAAACAGCCAAUCCACCUCCCAAGUUGAUAAUAGCCAAUCUGCCUGCCAAGUUGACAAUAGCCAAUCCACCCGAGUAGACAACAGCCAAUCCACCGCCCGACUUGGCAAUAGCCAAUCCACUCAAGUAUACAACAGCCAAUCCACCUCCCAACUUGACAAUGGCCAAUCCACCCGAGUAAACAACAGCCAAUCCACCUCCCAAGUUGACAAAAGCCAAUCCACCGUAGUAGACAACAGCCAAUUCACCUCACAAGUUGAAAACAGCCAAUCCACCCAAGUUGACAACAACCAACCCACCUCCCAAGUUUGUCCGGAAAUGGACAAACUUGCUGAAGAAGCUGUGGCCUACUGUCAAGAAAAUAACAUAUCUAAUCCAAGUGAGAUCUUAAGAGUAAUCCAAAACAAGUUUGUCAAAGGACGAAAUCUGGAAGUGCAAAGAGUCGAAGAAGUGUCAGAAGGAAUGACUCAAUACAUCUUAGUUAACAGGAAGAGUAUUCUCGAAACGGCAUUUGAAGAACUAAAAGAGGUUGCUUUAUCAGAUUUACAAAAAACUCUACAAGUGGAUUUUUAUGGGGAGGAAGCUGAGGAUUUAGGCGGCCCAAGAAAAGAAUUUUUCAGACUGGUUCUUUCCGAAAUACAUGCCAAAUAUUUUGAGAAAGGACUGAAAGAUCAUCUGGCGGAAGAUUACCAGAUAGUUGGUAAAAUACUUGGACUAAGUAUCCUCCAAAAUGGAAAAUUGCCUCGUUUUUUGGAAGAGGAGAUCCUGGAAGAAAUAUUUUCCACUUCAUCAAAGCCAAAUUCAGCCAUCCAACACUUGCAAAAUGGUCUCAAAUGUCUUGGAAUACACCAGAUUGGAUGUCAGUUACCAAUGUUCUUGCACUUGUUGAGACGAAACCCAGACCACAUGUUAACAGUGAAGCAGCUGGUACAUUUGCUUAAGCCUGAAUUUAGUCCUGAAGGGUCAAACAGUCGUUCCCUAGAGAACAAAGUGUAUGCAGCAUUUGUAAAAUACAUGAGGGAAGUAGCAAGCGGAAGAAGACAUGGAUUGUCAUUAUCAAGCAUCUUAACAUUUGUGACUGGCACAGAUGAGGAACCUGUUCUUGGUUUCCACAUUCAUCCUAGCAUUCAAUUCCAUGAGGUGCAAGAUUCUUUUUUGCCCUCUGCAAACACCUGUAUUGGCUGUCUCAGGUUGCCAAGGCCAGCACUGAAUGUACAGCUACCUGCCACUGAAGUGCUUUUCUCUUUAUAUGAUAUGGCAUUUCUUAACACAUUUUUUGGCACUAAGUAAAUAGCAGAUUUUAUGUCUGGAUCAUAGUUAUUAUUUCUGUUUGUUUUUGGUUGUUGGCAACAGCAAAUGUUCUGCACAAUAAUUAAUACAAAUAUUAAAAAAUGCCAAUUUUAAAAAUAGUACUAUAGAUGUCAAGAGCAUAGAACAAGGUAUUGUGAUAUUCAUUACAAAGGACUAUUAAUAUAUUAUAUAUAUCUGACCAUAUUCGCAAGAAUAUGCCUGCAGGUUGUCGUCACGGCUGGCUCAGGUGAAUGGCCCAGUCCAUGGACUAUCUGCUGGUGGCUUGCAGGGGGGGCAGGGGAGGGUGUCUCAUACGGACACCUCCUCUUAUUUAGACUUGGCCAUUUGAGUGACAAAUAAUGAGUUUCUUGAGUUGUUUUAGCUUGCUUGAAUGUUCUUUGUUGACAUGGCCCCCGGCUAGAGACACCCCUGUCACGUGCUUGCGUGGGGGGGAUUCUCCUAGCCACAGGGUGGUCAGAACACUCCUGGCCACUGGGACUGUCCUAGAGUCAACUGCGGACAUGCUCUGCGAAUACAGUCAGAUAUACAUUGAAGAUAAUAGGUUUAUCACUGAAGAAAUUGUUACAGUUUAAGAAUUUCAAUAUACAAUGUACAUGUACAUAUUAUUUCAUGGAGAAACUCAAACUCGGAAAAAAAUCACUUUGGAGGUGGAGUGGUCACAUUUAGAUAUGCCUCAAUGUGACACUGUGAUGUUGUUAGUGAAUUCAUACAUGAAAGGAGCUCAGUCACAGUAUUUUGAGUUAUGUUGGCCAUUAGCAAAAUUACCGUUUAACUCAAGGAAACCUGAAAAAUAAGACUUCACAAACUUAAGAUAGAAAAACACCACCAAGACAAUAAUAUACCACAAAGGAACAAGGAUGGUUAAAUAUAGAAGACUAACACGGAUUGCAAACUUUUCAAACUGUUUAGCCGUGACUGUGCUCCUUUAAUGUGACAGCAUGCUGUUAGUGAGUUCACAUGUGCCAGUCAGAACUUGGCUGUGUUGCCAUGUAAGACCCACAGACUGGCCCUUGCUCACUAUUGAGUCUCCGGUAGUGGUUAGAGCAUCCGACUAGAUCAUGGAGGGUCGGGUUCAAAUCCCAUCUGGGAGUCAGAUUUUUCCCGAGUUUGUGUUUCUCCAUGUAUUUAAAUUCGAUAUUUGUUCUUUUAAUAUACACUUUAUUUCAUCAUGUUGUGAAGAACUUUAUAUAAUGACGUCUAUGAUAUUCAAAAAAGUGCUUCUUGCUUUUUAUUUUACUCCCUUUCAUAAAGUGCUUGCAUUAAGCCAAUGAAACAAACAGCACUAUUUUACUAAGUAUUGAUAAUUAGAAGAAAACAAAAGAUUUAUUAGGAACUAAAACUAUUUAGUACUACAUUAUGCUCAUUGGUUGAGUGGGAGCACUUUGAAAAAUUCAAAAAAAUAGACUUUUAUUGGUGUUUUUAUUCUGUGGUACAUGUGAUUAAUAAAGAUCGCUUAAAUACAUGGUAA